Molecule: messenger RNA, 1080 nt
Organism: Candida albicans SC5314
Lineage: Eukaryota; Fungi; Ascomycota; Pichiomycetes; Serinales; Debaryomycetaceae
Gene: MRF1
Product: Mrf1p
Exons: 1
Coding region: 1-1080 (359 amino acids)
Biological process (GO): fatty acid metabolic process
Cellular component (GO): mitochondrion
Molecular function (GO): trans-2-enoyl-CoA reductase (NADPH) activity
Source: RefSeq, a predicted model, not a curated record
AUGACAAUCACCGGUAAAGCAACAACAUACAGUGCACCAGGUUCAGAUUUACCUAAUGUUCUUCAACAAACCACAUUUGUGAUUGAUGAAGCUGCUAUUCAACCCAAUGAUGUUGUUGUGAAGACUUUAGCAACCCCAAUUAAUCCUAGUGAUGUUGCACAAAUUUUUGGCGGAUAUAACGAUGCAGUUCCAAGCACUCGUUUAGGUAGUGACACUACCCCUCAACCUUUAAGUGUCGGUGGUAAUGAAGGAGUUUUCAAAGUGAUUCAAAUUGGUAGUAAUGUCAAGAAUUAUGAAGUUGGCGAUGUUGUCAUUCCUAAAUUACCAGGGUUUGGUACUUGGAGAACUCAUGCUGUGGUAGAUAUUACUCAAGAUAGUGAUUUGACCCCAUUUAUCAAAGUCAAUGAUUUGACUAUUGAUCAAGCAGCAACAAUUUCUAUUAAUCCAUCAACUGCAUACCAAUUGUUGCAUCAAUUCGUCAAAGAUUGGAAAUCUGGUGAUUGGAUUAUUCAAAAUGCUGGGAAUUCUCAAGCCAGUAAAUAUUUGACUCAAUUGGCUAAAUUGAUUAAUGUUAAUGUUCUUUCGAUUGUUCGUGAUGGUAAACCUCAAGAAUUAUACGAUGAAUUAUAUGAAUUGGGUGCCACCAAAGUUUUAUCGGAAUCGGAAUUUUUGCAUCCUGAGUUCAAUAUCGAAGAUGUCACCAAAGGAGAAGGUAAUGUAAGAUUGGCAUUGAAUAGUAUUGGUGGGGAAACUGUAGGUGGAUUGGUCAAAGGUCUUUCUCGAAAUGGAGUUUUGGCAACCUAUGGUGUUCUUGGUGGUGGAAAAAUCUCUUAUGAUGGUCGUAUUCAAUUGUUCAAGAAUAUAUCUACCAGAGCUUAUUGGUUGACAGCUAACACCAAGGCCAAUCCACAAUCGAAAGUUGAUACUGUGGAAGCCGUUUCUAAAUUAUUUAAAGAAGGUAAACUUAAGGUUGCUGCUUAUAAUAAAGUGAAAUUUGAUUCUACAGGUGAUUUGAAAGCUACAAUCCUUAACACAAUUGGUAAGUCAAAGUCAGGUAAACAAGUGGUUAUCUAUGAGUAA